CGAACUUGACAUGGCCUUGAGCGAUAUCAAGGCAGAAUAUAUGAAAAACAAAUUUGCAAAGCGUAAACGCAGAUAUCUGAAUGCACUGUUACGAGUAGAAGCGCAGCAAGAAACUUUAAAAGCAAGUUGGUUUCAAGCGAUUUACUGAAUCUUAAUAUGAAGCUGGGAAUUGUCUUGCUCCUUGUGGUCAUCAUUUCUAAGUGUGAUUCUCAAGAUGAUUUCGACGUGUUCAGCUUGAUCCAUCCAAUCUCAUCUAUGACCCAGCAAACAGUGACACGCAAUGUCACCAUUGUGGGAAGAAACUUUGGACGUCUGUGGCCCAAACAGCUAUCCCGCAAUAUUCAAGGCUACACCUUCAUACGAUGCACCUUUAACCGCACAAGAAUGUCAGCGGAUAUGAGGGGCACGACUUUCGAAAAAUGUAACUUCACUGGAAUAACGAUAAACAGUCCACGUAUCUACAACGCUGUUUUCAUUGACUGUUUAAUUUCCAACACCAGAUUCAAUUGGGGCUCAAUGCUGGGUUCUAAAUUUAUUAGAACCCAUUUCCACACCACCGAAUUUUCAAGAGCGUCGUUUACAAAAACUAUGUUGGUCAAUUCAUCAAUGACAAAUUGCACCUUUUCCUGGAGCGAUUUUUCAGGUUCUUAUGUCAAAAACAGCAAGUUUUCUAACUUAAGUCUUGGGUGGCAAAACUACAGAGGUGCUAAACUCGUAGACUCCGACUACUCAAGUUUGGAUCUCGGUAUCAUGGAUCUUCGAAACGCAACCAUUGUAAAUUGCAACUUUUCCCACUCGAAUAUCUCUUGGGCAAAGUUUCAAAGAUCAAAAAUAUUCCAUUCAAACUUUUGCAAUACCGAUAUCAGUUGGGGGAAAUUUUCAGGCUCGCUUAUCGUUAAUACUACUUUCUGUAACUGUGAUCUUUCUUGGCCGACGUUUGAUGGCAGUUUUGGCCCCACAACGGUGCUUUAUGGUAACUUUAGCAUGUGUUCCUUAAGUUGGUUAGAUGUAGGGAAAUCCGUGUUCAUGCAUACUGACUUUCGUGGAUCGGGUGUCUCGAGGGCUCGGUUGUCUCGAGCCCGGUUGGUCAAUGUUACUUUUACCCAAACAUCCAGCAGGGUUUAUCGUCCCUUCUGGAUUGAUUUUUCCUAAUAUGGCUGUUGAUACCAAGUUUACUAACAUUGUGUGCUUACAAAGAAAAAGGGUAGCAAACUAACAUGUUUUGUACUUACUACAUAUAGAGACGUUGGCUUAACUUAAAACAGAAAUGAUCUAAUCAAGUUAUAGACAACAAUUUAAACAAAAAUACCUACAUCUGUUCGGAAAUAUAGAUUUCUUGAACGUAGAUUUAAUACUUUUUUCUGUAAAGGCCAACUACUUUUGAGUGUACUAUACGUUCACAAUAUACGUUACGUUUUACGUCAACGCUUAUCAGUCAAUUGCUUGCUUGUUGUUUGCCGGUGGUGCUAAUAAAGAUUGGGCGCAAUAUAAA
Ciona intestinalis (vase tunicate) is the source of this 1492-nucleotide messenger RNA. The record is from RefSeq and is a predicted model, not a curated record. Lineage: Eukaryota; Metazoa; Chordata; Ascidiacea; Phlebobranchia; Cionidae.